This is a messenger RNA of Melanotaenia boesemani (Boeseman's rainbowfish), 3984 nucleotides long. RefSeq names its product solute carrier family 6 member 2 (gene slc6a2). Gene Ontology annotation, cellular component: presynaptic membrane; neuronal cell body membrane; neuron projection. Gene Ontology annotation, biological process: dopamine uptake involved in synaptic transmission; sodium ion transmembrane transport. The transcript has 15 exons. Gene Ontology annotation, molecular function: norepinephrine:sodium symporter activity; dopamine:sodium symporter activity. NCBI's taxonomy places the organism in Eukaryota, Metazoa, Chordata, Actinopteri, Atheriniformes, Melanotaeniidae. The record is from RefSeq and is a predicted model, not a curated record. Bases 304 to 2160 code for a protein of 618 amino acids.
UUUAUCCUCUCUGCUUGAGAAGGCGAGUCUCAAAGUUCCUUCAGAAUGGGCAGUCUUCCCUCAGAUGCGUCCGGACAACAGCAACAUCGGGUCAAAGAGAGGUGUACCUAGCUUUUACCAAUCGAUGUACGCGGAGGUGUCACUUGUAGUUUACACGGUGGUCAACCCUUGUUUAUCAGGUUUUGUCAGCGGGACAGCGACUCUCAACCCAGCGCCUCGUCGAAGUCCAUCAGCUCCGCCAGAACCCGCAGGGGGCCGUGAGAGCACCGCGCCGGUGUGGGCUUCAUACGCAUCGCAGAGAAGAUGAAUAUCCAGGUUCUGCCGGAGCAUAAGCUCUCAUCAGUUGCCCCGCUGAAACAGUGCAAUGUGGAGAAAAAAGAGGUAGAACUCAUACUGGUGAAGGACCAGAAUGGUGUCCAGUACACCAGCUCCUCAAUCAUUCCCACCCCUGGUCACCGCGGUCCGCCUAGAUCCACCACUGAAGACGACCGAGAAACUUGGGGCAAGAAAAUUGACUUUCUCUUGUCGGUUAUUGGCUUCGCUGUGGACCUGGCCAAUGUUUGGAGAUUUCCUUACUUGUGCUACAAAAAUGGAGGAGGUGCCUUUUUGAUCCCCUAUAUUUUUUUCUUGGUAAUUGCGGGGAUGCCGUUGUUCUAUAUGGAACUUGCCUUGGGCCAGUACAACAGGGAGGGGGCAGCUACAGUUUGGAAAAUAUGCCCCGUCUUUAAAGGUGUAGGCUAUACUGUGAUUGUCAUAGCCCUGUACGUUGGCUUCUACUACAACGUCAUCAUUGCCUGGUCCCUCUACUACCUGUUCUCCUCCAUGACUAAGGACCUACCUUGGCUCAGUUGUGGCAACCCCUGGAACAGUCCGAACUGCAAUGCAUCUAUACUUGACAAAAACAUAUCUUAUUCCAAGCACAAGAGCACCCCAGCAACAGAGUACUAUGAACGGGGUGUGCUCCAUCUCCAUGAAAGUAAAGGUAUUCAUGACCUGGGUUGGCCUCGCUGGGAGUUAACUUUGUGCUUGGUUGUAGUCGUCUUCGUCCUCUUCUUCAGCCUGUGGAAAGGUGUAAAGUCUUCAGGAAAGGUGGUGUACAUCACUGCUACUAUGCCCUAUGUAGUCUUGUUUGUGCUCCUCAUCCGAGGCAUAACUCUCCCAGGGUCGAUCAAUGGCAUCAGAGCCUACCUCAACGUUGACUUCAAUCGACUCAAAAAUCUGGAGGUGUGGAUUGAUGCUGCCACCCAAAUUUUUUAUUCAUUGGGAGCAGGAUUUGGUGUUCUCAUUGCAUUUGCCAGCUAUAACAAGAUUGACAACAACUGCUACAGGGAUGCUCUCUUGACCAGCACUGUGAACUGCGUCACUAGUUUCUUCUCAGGGUUUGCCAUUUUCUCUGUGCUUGGAUACAUGGCUGAAAAACAUAACGUAGAGAUAAAAGAUGUGGCAACAGAAGGGGCAGGUUUGGUGUUUAUCAUCUACCCUGAGGCUAUUUCUACACUCCCUGGCUCAACAUUUUGGGCUAUCCUCUUCUUUAUCAUGUUGCUGACUUUGGGCAUUGACAGUUCGAUGGGUGGCAUGGAGGCAGUCCUCACAGGCCUGACAGAUGACUUUAAGAUUCUCAAGAGAAACAGAAAGCUCUUCACCUUUGCCACAGCCUUCGGGACCUUCCUCAUUGCCCUCUUCUGCAUUACUAAUGGUGGGAUCUAUAUUCUGACCUUGCUAGAUACCUAUGCAGCAGGGACCUCUAUACUUUUUGGAGUGUUGAUCGAGGCUAUCGGAGUGUCAUGGUUUUAUGGUGUGGACCGCUUCAGUGAAGAUAUAGAGCGAAUGAUGGGCUUUAGGCCAGGACUAUACUGGAGGCUCUGCUGGAAAUUUGUCAGCCCAGCUUUCCUGUUGUUUGUGGUAAUAGCUAGUACUGUAAAAUCAACAGGGCUGAAGUAUGAUGACUAUGUCUUCCCUAAUUGGUCCAAUCUUCUGGGCUGGGGUGUGGCCAUGUCCUCCAUGCUGUUUGUUCCUCUUUACGCCAUUUAUAAAUUCUGCAUUUUACCAGGAACUUUCAAAGAGAGGAUAGCUUAUUGCAUCACUCCAGAAUAUGAACAUCAUAUGGUGGCUGAAGGAAAUGUACGACAGUUCAAACUCAGACACUGGUUGGCCAUUUGAUCGCAUCUACCCAGAACUCUUUUAUCCACCAGUUGGAGUUUCUGUGUGCCAACAGUGGUCAGACAGACAAGAAGAGCAACAGGCUCCAGUUUCUUUUAGCAGCCUCUUACUUCUUCUGUAUUUACCACAUGAGGCCUUUUUUUUGUCAAUAGUGGCCUCAAGCACUUUGAUUUCAGAGUUAUGCCUGAUAGCAUUCUGAAACCAUCCUACAACUUCAUCUACUACUUCAACUCAUAAGGGAGGGGCAAGUCAUGGAAAAUUUACACUUACUUCCAUGUGAACAUAAUAAUGGUUUUUAUAUCUAACUUUUAUUAAUGAUAUCAGUCAUUACUUUUAGAUUGUGUUGUUACUAAUUACCUCUUGGAAGGGAUCAAAACUAUAGCUAGAAUCUAACCCCAUCCCCCCCCCAUUUAUCUGUGUAUUACUAUACAGGGGAUCAAAAUAUAUUAAAUAACGUCAGUGAUUGUUUAUUUUAGCAUUGUUGUAGGAAGUUUAUUUUGCCUCAUUCUGUUAGCACAGUGGCUUAUCUCUGUCAGUGCCUUAUUAAAUGAGACUCUCCAUCAUUCCUAUAGUCCAUACAGAAAGAAAAAGAAUAAACUGUGUUGACUCAGGAACCCAAAAAAAUCAAAACAGUUGUGGAUGGCAAUCUCUUGUGUUUGUCUUAGCUCAUUGACAUUAUCAUCAAAGAGCUGGAGGUCAACAGCUCAUUGAGUUCAAGUUGUUUAGCAAAGAAGAAAACAGGCCAGACAUAAUGUUUUUGUCACAUUGUAUUACUGGAAAGGGAAUAACACAUACAUUUUACCAAGCUUUUGAAGAAUUGAGUGUGGCUUCAUGAACUGUUAUGCUUCAAAAAGCUGGACUAAUAAGUCUCAGUCUAAAAGAGAGACUAAUGUAAAACUUGUUCAGUGCCUGGCUACUUCCUUAGAGAGCAGUGGGGGGAAAAAAAAUCACCAAACAAAUGGCGUUACUGUUACAGAUAGUUUUGUGUUAUUGUUCUGUGAUAUAUUAGUUUGGCAUUUUUGUCUUAUCAGUUUUUCUAAAGAAUAGCUGUGGCUUUUCCUCCAAAGAAAAAAAAGGGGAGACAGUAUAUUGGGUGUGUAUUGUUUUUUUGUGUUUUUUUUUUUUUUGUUGUUGUUGUUUUUUGUAACCAUACAAUUUGCUAUUGAUGUACAAUUCACUGAAUACCUUAUUUCAUUGUAUUGUAUAUUAAUUAGUAUUGUAACUGUAUGGCAGCAACUUUUAUAUUUUCAUUUAAAGUAUUCAACUUAUAACUUAUGGUGUUUUUAUCACCAUAUAAGUGCCAGCAUGUUCCUUUGGAGUGAAAUUUUUAUCUUCUGUUUUUUCUUUUUUUAAAUUUAGGUAUUAGAAUGAAGUUAAAUUUAACCGUGAAUCAUGAUACAACACCCCUGAAAGGAAUAAAGCCACACAGUCACACAAAAAAAGAAAGUACAAUUAUAUGUGGAAUAUAUAAGGAGACAUAAAAAUAUAUAAAUAUAUUCUUUUGUUAUAUCUAAUCUUGUAUUUAUCAAAUUGUUUAUAGCAAAUUGUGAAUGUAAAGUAUUUUAAAUGUAACUGUCCAUAGUUAUAACAUGGUGUUUGAUGUAUAACUAAGAUGAACUAUUUAGAAAAGAAAAAUAUUCUUCAAUGUAACCCUGGGCUACUUUGUCACGUACAUGUGAACAAAUACACCCUGGAUCUCCUGGACCAUGUUUACAGAAAUACUGUGUACAAUAGCAAUGUCCUGUUAAACGUGAGUGACAACUGUCUAAGAAGAAAUCUGCAGUAUUCACAUUACAAAAAAAUAAAGAAUUUCUCCUAAACACA